Messenger RNA from Lobosporangium transversale, 935 nucleotides. RefSeq names its product mitochondrial carrier domain-containing protein. Gene Ontology annotation, biological process: mitochondrial phosphate ion transmembrane transport. Gene Ontology annotation, cellular component: mitochondrial inner membrane. The record is from RefSeq and is a predicted model, not a curated record. Gene Ontology annotation, molecular function: phosphate transmembrane transporter activity. The transcript has 2 exons. Bases 52 to 813 code for a protein of 253 amino acids. NCBI's taxonomy places the organism in Eukaryota, Fungi, Mortierellomycota, Mortierellomycetes, Mortierellales, Mortierellaceae.
GAUGUCGUUAAGACUCGCAUCCAGCUCGAGCCCACUGUUUACAACAAGGGUAUGGCCGCCUCUUUCCGUCAGGUCGUCAAGAGCGAGGGUGCUGGUGCUCUCUUGACCGGAUUCGGUCCUACUUUCGCUGGUUACUUCUUGCAGGGUGCCUUCAAGUUUGGAGGUUAUGAGUUCUGGAAGAAGACCUUCAUUGAUUACGUUGGACUUGAGAACGCUGUCAACAACCGCACUGCCAUCUACUUAGUUUCGUCUGGUAUUGCUGAGUUCUUUGCUGAUGUUGCCCUCUGCCCUCUUGAGGCCACCCGUAUUCGUCUCGUUUCCCAGCCUACCUUCGCCACCGGUCUUGUCUCCGGUUUCACUCGCAUCUUGAAGGAGGAGGGUGCCAUCCGUGGCUUCUACUCUGGAUUCGGCCCUAUCUUGCUUAAGCAGAUCCCAUACACCAUGGCCAAGUUCGUCGUCUUCGAGCGUGCCUCUGAGGCAAUCCUCGAUUCUGUUGGUCCCAAGGAGAAGCUUUCUGCUGGUACCUUGACCAGCAUUAACUUGGCCUCUGGUCUCAUUGCUGGUGCUGCUGCUGCCGUUGUCUCACAACCGGCUGAUACCCUUCUUUCCAAGAUUAACAAGACAUCUGGCACUGGCUCCGUCAUGUCCCGUCUCGCUGCCUUGGCCGCCGAGCUCGGCCCUCGUGGUCUCUUCUUGGGAUUGGGUCCUCGUAUUGUCAUGGUCGGUACUCUCACUGCCUUCCAGUUCGCCAUCUAUAAUGACAUCAAGAAGGCUCUCGGCGCCACUGGCGGUAUUGAGAUUCGCAAGGCUUAAAUGUCCUGAUUAUUCAUUCCUCUUCAUUUUCAUUCUCCCAUCAUUCAUCAUUAUUACCUUCACAAACACACUCUAUUAUAAAGAAUAAAUCGAAAUGCAUAGAGAUAUCAAAGAUUAGACGG